UCCCCUCCCACCGAGCGCGCGGCCAGAGUGCCGGGUCCGGAGCCCGACCUCCCCGAGUCGUUCGCUCUCGCGCCGCCUGCCUCAGUGGCAGGCUGGAGGAGGGGGCCGCGCGCCGGGCAGCGCAGCGCGAGGAGGGGGCGCACGGGCGGCGCGGGGCGACUCUCCCCAGAGCGCGCGGCCAACAAGUGGGCAAUUUUUCCCGCCAGCAUGUCCCGGCGGCGGCUCCCGCCGGCGGCGAGGCUGGUGCCGCCGACCCCCCGCGCUCUUUGAGAUCCGCUCUUGGGCAGCUCGACCCGGCCGGUGAGGAGAAGCGGCCGCCGCCGGGUCGAGGUGGCCGAGCCGCCAGGGAGUCUCCUGCGAGGGGCGGAGGCGCCUCCGCCCAGCCCUCCGUCCCUUUUCCUCGCCGCGACUGGGACCAUCGCCCCCGGACCCAGCUCCCCUGAAGAGAGCGCUCCGCUCCCCCGGCGGUGAGAUCCGGCCCGCAGGCGCCGCGGGGAAGCAUCGCUGGCCGGCCGGAGCCGCCGCCCUGCCGCAGGGGCUGAGCGCGGCGGCAGGAUGGGGCCCGGCUGCUGAGGCCGUGGUGAGAAGCAUGGUGGAGCCGGAACGCGCCCCAGGAACAGCCGACGUGGAGCCCAGCUGUUGUCUGGCAAGAUCCAGAGUUGCCUCUUCCAGGUCCCCUAAUUUCAAGUAUUACUGUGUAUAUCACCGAACUGUGCCCCUGACUGACAGACACGUGUCUUGGCAGCCUCAGAGAAUUGUGUGUCACUGGAAGAUGUUCAGUUUGCCAGUUCUUUAACUCACAUAUGAGAGAGGAUAGGGAAUCAUGCCUACGGAUCUUAAUGAAUAGAUCUUUGAGGUCAGCAUCUGACCUGGGAUCUUUGAAACACACUUCUCACUCCUCCCUCCCCUUCCCCCCUCCCCGUUGUGUGGCCCCUCAGAACGGAAGAGCCUGGGAACUGAGACUCAGCGAUAUGUCAGUAAAGUCUAAGGAAGUGGUAAGCCAGGGAAGCGUAUUUUCUACUAAGAGCUUGAGCAAGGCCUCCCCUUGACACCAUUCAGUCUGAGACUUCAUGACUCUAAGCAGUUACCAUUGAAGCUCAGCUUCAUCUGGGCGCUGAAGCACCUCCGGCAGGGCUGAGGCUGCCAAAGCCUCCGUCAUCGAUAAGGAACUCAGCACCUAUAGCAGCUCAUACAGUAGCAUCAACAUCAGCACUUCCACAACCUGCUCUGGUACUGCUGCCUUCUGCACUGUGUGCUGUACCAUCAGCCUCUGCAUGGAAGCCUGAACUGGUGCUGCGGGAGUAAUCAGAACUGAGACACUUGUGCAUCCCAGAGGUUUAUAGCACUGAAGGACCUCUUAAUUCUUCUGGAGUCAGAAUCACCUCUCUUACCAAUAUUGGCAGCUGUGUCAGCACCAAGACAUCAAACUUCCUUGGCACUAUUGAUGCCCAUAGCCCUAUCCUCUACUUUGAAGGACCUGGCUCCUUCAGUGGAACCGGACUAUGCUUCAUUGAAAGUCUCUGAUGAUGAUAGAGCCUCAAACAUGCUCUCCUCAAAAGUGGCCACAACAUCAUCAUUUUUGGAACUGAGACCUUCCUCUAGAGCUAGAUAUUGGGACAUUCUAUCAUCAGAACAAGGGCAUUGAUCUUUUACACUCUAGGCACUGGGACCAUAUCAGCCAGUUCCAGCGUGGCCACUGGGGUCUGUGAUAACUCCCAGAGCAGAACUGAGCAAUACAAGAGACUGUCUACUUCACCUACAGUAUCCAGAGCUGACCCUGUGCCACCACAACCCCUGUUCAAGACCUCUCCUCUUCAACACCAAGAGGAAGAACCUGAGAAGACAGCACCCAUGGCUGAACUCCCAUCUCCACAGGCCACAUCCUUAUCUUUCCCAGAUGGGGCAGUCAUCUCUUCAGGUGCCCUUUGGGUGAUUUCAAUGGCUUUUAGAAGCUUCUUAAGAGGGUGGUGAAAGCUCUCAUAAUAUCCAUGGAAGAAGUCCAGGAACAAACCAUUAAGCUUGUAGAUCUACUCCAAUCCUCCACACAAGAGAAGAUAAGGCUCCCUUAGUUGAAUUGAUAUGAGAAAUGAGUGUUGGACGCAGAAGACUAAGGCUGCUGGGAAUUCUGAUGAUGGUAAACUUUUUUAUUUAUGUGAUUGUGGAAGUCUCCAAAAGUGGUGGUCAAGAGAAGAAUACAAAAGGACAGGUUAUAAUACCCAGCAGCAAAUUCUGGAGGAAAUACACUCCUCACAAGGCCUAUUGGAACAAACAGCAACAGAAGCUGGAAUUCUUGUACAACCCCAUUUUGACCUUGCUUUCCAAUAUGACUGUGGAAGAAACCUUAAUUUCUAAUGCUAGUGUUCUGAAUUCCUGUGACCCUGAUCCAUCAGUAACAUCGGAGGUUAAUGACUUUGCAACAUUGCCAGACAGAUUUAAAGACUUCCUGCUUUAUUUAAGAUGUAGAAAUUAUUCAUUAUUAGUGGAUCAACCAAAAAAGUGCAAACACAAACCUUUCCUGCUACUGGCUAUCAAGUCACUUAUACCACAUUUUGAUAGAAGGCAAGCAAUUAGGGAAUCUUGGGGUAAAGAAAUACAAUCAGGGGAUGUAACAGUUGUAAGGGUCUUUUUGUUGGGACAGACCCCUCCAGAAGAUAACUUUCCUGAUCUUUCAGACAUGCUGAAAUUUGAGAGUCAAACCCACCAAGACAUUCUUCUUUGGAACUACAGAGACACUUUCUUCAACUUGACUCUGAAAGAGGUGCUGUUUCUUAAAUGGGUCAGCAGCACGUGUCCAGAGGCCCAGUUUAUUUUUAAGGGGGAUGAUGAUGUUUUUGUGAAUACCCACCAGAUCCUGGAUUACUUGAAGAAUUUAUCAAAGGACAAAGCCAAAGACUUAUUUAUAGGUGAUGUGAUCAAAGAUGCUGGACCUCAUCGAGAAAAAAAAUUAAAGUACUACAUUCCAGAAAGUGUUUUUGAAGGUUCUUAUCCUCCGUAUGCAGGAGGUGGUGGGUUUCUGUACUCUGGUGAUCUGGCAUUAAGACUGAACAAUGCAUCUGACCAGGUCCUCCUCUAUCCUAUUGAUGACGUUUAUACUGGAAUGUGCCUUCAGAAACUUGGGCUUGCUCCGGAAAAACACAAAGGCUUCAAAACAUUUGAUAUUGAAGAGAAACACAGGAAUAACAUAUGUUCCUACACAAACUUAAUGUUAGUACAUAGCAGAAAACCUCAAGAAAUGAUUAAGAUUUGGACACACUUGCAGGAUCCACACUUAAAUUGUUAAAUGUUUAAAGUAACAUGCGUAAAUGUCUUCAAUUUAUUUUCCAAGAUUGGGUCUAAUUUCUUCACUGAAUCAUUAAAACUCCUCUUUGUUCUCACUUAAUGGUUUUUAAAGUUACUUCUCUUAAAAAUCAUUAGCUAGAAACAUUUGUUCAGUACUUCUAAAAGUAAAAAUAAUACUAGAAUAACAAAUUUUUGAGAGUAUGGCAUGAAGACUUAGUCCUAAUCUUUCCACUGUCUUAGCAGUUAUUAUGUUUCAAUAUUUCAUCUACAAAUUUUAAAAUAGACUUCAGAAGUUAUAACUAAAAAUUCUUCAUUGAUUCAUGGUUAGCUAUCACCAUAAUGUUGAAAGCAUGGAUUGCCCACUUUUCAUUGCUAGUGCAUCUUAUUUUAAUUGUGGUGGUAGAAGCUGGAAACACAGACUUUUUUUCCAGAGAAACUUGUCUGUUUGAAAUAGCAUUUGUAAAGUAAAAAUUCAGAAAUUGGGGAAGUCUAAUUUUUACACAAAGUAAAAAAAAAAAAUAAAAAAAAAUAACUUUAAAAAAUUACACUAAUUAUUGAAAGGUGUUUUGAUUUUGCAACUCUUCCUCUAUCAUAUGCUACUUCUGAACAGUAUUCUCUCAUUUAAAUGUGAUCUGCUGUGCAAAAUGUGUCUGCCUGUAUCUGAAAGGAUACUAAAUCUCUACCUUUUAUGUAAUGAUACUUUAUAUCUUAUAAAAUCACAAUAUAAUUUCAAAUGGGAUAAAAUUUAAGAGCUGGACAUGUAAGGAAGAGGAUAGGUUUUAUGUUGGACUUUGCUAAUAGGCAGAUUUUUGUCUUGAAUUUCAGUUAAGCUUUACAAAUCAAAGUUCUUCUGUCACUCAUUUUAUUUACAUAAAAGGCUGCUCUGGCCAGUCCUUGUUUUCUGUAUUGGUGUUAAAAACAAUCAUCAGGUAGCUUGAUUUGAUAUGGAUAACUGAAGUCUGAAAUUGCACAUCACUCAGGAAAGCUUGGUUUGGAUCUCCUCUAUAAACUGAUGAUGAUAAACUCAGAACAGUAUACAUCUUAAACGUUUCAAGUUUUGAAAGUGAGAUUUGGAAAUUGCAUGAUGUGUCAUACAGCAUGUUUCCCAAAACUCCAGAAAUCUUUUCUUGCCAUAUUUCCACAUGUUGCUUAUAUGAGAAUUUGUUCUAAGUAAUGACCCCUUCUUUGUAUAUAUAGGAGUGCCUGUCUAUUUAUUGUUCAGAUUGAAGACCAAAAUGUUUUCUUAAAUGUAUUUGCGUAACAAUUUAUUUGUAUACAUUGUUGUCAGUCAAAUAUUUAAAUAGAGCAUGAUAUUUUAAAUCUGUUGAUGUAACAUGUUAAAUACAGUUAAUUGUUUAUGAAUUUGAAAAAUAAAAUUGUGAUUUAAGUAGUUCU
Messenger RNA from Chelonia mydas (Green sea turtle), 4674 nucleotides. It is a transcript of the gene B3GNT2, whose product is annotated as UDP-GlcNAc:betaGal beta-1,3-N-acetylglucosaminyltransferase 2. Lineage: Eukaryota; Metazoa; Chordata; Testudines; Cheloniidae. Bases 2087 to 3280 code for a protein of 397 amino acids. The record is from RefSeq and is a predicted model, not a curated record. The transcript is spliced from 3 exons. Gene Ontology annotation, cellular component: membrane. Gene Ontology annotation, molecular function: hexosyltransferase activity.